Messenger RNA from Penicillium brevicompactum, 1185 nucleotides. RefSeq lists its product as uncharacterized. Gene Ontology annotation, cellular component: cytoplasm. Gene Ontology annotation, molecular function: pyridoxal phosphate binding; carbon-sulfur lyase activity. The coding region runs from base 1 to 1185 and encodes 394 amino acids. Gene Ontology annotation, biological process: transsulfuration. The transcript is spliced from 2 exons. The record is from RefSeq and is a predicted model, not a curated record. NCBI's taxonomy places the organism in Eukaryota, Fungi, Ascomycota, Eurotiomycetes, Eurotiales, Aspergillaceae.
AUGGCAAUCUCUCUCACGGAUCUGGAGAGUCAAUUCUCUCUUGCUACCAACUCUAUCCAUGUUGAUGAUCGAUAUGCUGGACCGGAGCUGGCACCAGCCAUGCACCCUACGAGCACGUUCAGAUAUCCUCACAACCCGGAUGACUUAGAGCCACAGCAAGCUCUUUCGAAAACCAAGCAUGUAUACGCUAGACUCGCCAGACCCACCAGCUCUCGACUGGAGCUCGUGCUGUCAACCAUCCUCAAGGGGGAGUGUUUGACAUAUGCUACCGGGCUCUCCGCUAUUCAUGCCUAUCUCACAUGUCUUACCCCGAAGCGAGUCGCGAUUACGGGUGGUUAUCACGGUGCACAUGACGUCCUCCGUAUCCAGGAGCGUUUGACAGGGUGCAAAAAGGUUGGAUUGCACGAAACGGACCAGCUCGAGAAGGGAGAUGUGAUUCACCUGGAAACACCUCUCAAUCCUACAGGAGAGGCCCGCAGUAUUGCCGCAUAUGCAAAGAUAGCCAAGGAAAAGGGGUUAUAUCUUGUCGUGGAUUCCACAUUCGGUCCUCCGUCCCUGCAAGAUCCAUUCCUGUGGGGUGCAGACUUGGUGAUUCACAGUGGCACAAAGUAUAUCGGAGGCCACAGUGACAUUAUGUGCGGUGUUAUCAGUGUUCCUCCCGAGCGGCCCGAGCUGUUCAUGAAGCUUUGGGAGGACCGAUGUGCGUUGGGAAAUAUAAUGGGUGGGUUCGAGUCCUGGCUCGGUCUCCGCAGUCUGAGAACACUGGACAUUCGUUGCAUUCGGCAGAGCCAAAACUGUACUGCACUUGUGACGUGGUUAUCCGAGAUGAUCAAGUCCUCCACUCCAAACGCAGUGAACGCCACGAUUGAAAGUCUCAAACAUGCGAGUCUGCAAACAUCCGAUAUGGAAUGGCUUCAGAAGCAGAUGCCCGGUGGAUUUGGACCGGUGUUUUUGAUUGUCAUGAAAAGCUCGCAGCAGGCUAGGCGUCUGCCAAGCAAGUUGCGAAUCUUCCAGCAUGCGACGAGUCUUGGGGGAGUGGAAAGUCUCAUUGAAUGGAGGAAGAUGACUGAUCCAACGGCUGGAGAGAAUAUAAUGCGGGUCAGCAUUGGUAUUGAGACACUGGAGGAUUUGCAACAAGAUCUGCUUAAUGGACUGCGAGCUUUGAUCCAAGAGAGCGGCAAUUAA